Messenger RNA from Didymosphaeria variabile, 1350 nucleotides. RefSeq lists its product as uncharacterized. Bases 1 to 1350 code for a protein of 449 amino acids. The transcript has 4 exons. The record is from RefSeq and is a predicted model, not a curated record. NCBI's taxonomy places the organism in Eukaryota, Fungi, Ascomycota, Dothideomycetes, Pleosporales, Didymosphaeriaceae.
AUGCACGACUCUGAAGACGAAGAAGCUGUGCUGACCGAAGAUAAUGACCUGGAUCACGAUCCCCUUGGCGAUUCAGAUACUGAAGACGAAGCAACACAGUGGGAGGCUGAUGACGCAAUCCUCGCAGAAGAGACGGAUGAAUACGAUCCAGACGCAGGCAUCCGCCGACUAGGCCGUGCAGCACGCCACCAACCAGGCACCACGUUGCCUACCUCCAUAUGGCCAGCCAAGGUGGCACUGCUCCUGUCUGCAGAUGAUCCGAAUCCCUUGUUAUACCUACAAAAGCUCACAUUUGUAAAUAAAAAUUGGAAUGAGUUUCCGCCCUUGUACAAGAUGAUAGCAGACAUUCCCGCCAUCACGCAUCGGCUUGAUGAUGUCAAGCCUAGAGACGAGGAGAUUGUGCACUCAACUAUUGAGGAACCCGCAGACCUCUACGACCCAAGCGCCUACCUUUGCAGCCCCAAAACAGCGACAAGUUACGACCAAUUGUUGAGUGUCCUUGAGUUGUCCAAGGUACUAUACCAAUGUCGAGGCAGCGAAGGGUAUACUGGAUCAGAGUCCUGGCUUUGUCCAGACGGUCGGCGCCAGAGAAUGAGAAGUCAUUAUGUCGAGCAUGAAGAGCCCAGGCUUGGCUUGAAUGUUAUUUACGCCAAAGCAUUAUGUGAGCAUAAAGAGUCCAGGCUUAACUUGAAUGUUAUUCACAUCAAAGCCCUUCAGAAGAUGAUCUACAUCAUCUACCGCGUACUACUUGAGGCUGAUGUCGACCUUCACCGCGCCACACCAUAUCGGAUCAAUGAGCCUAGGACACCGGCGUGCAACCGCAGCGCAAAGUUCAGUUACCUAACUGGUGAUGAGGACUUUACAGGCAAUGCGCACGUCUCCCGUGCCCCUAGCAGUAUCAGAGAGGACGCUCCGUUCACACCACGACAAUACGCCAGCGUCUGUUUCAUCAAGAGCUCCCUACAGCCAGAGGACAAGCUCCAUUGGUUACGAUUGGCUGCAGGCACGCAUCGAAGGCACCGUGGUCCAGAGUCGGUAUUCUCACGUGUAUCAGAGUAUCAGGGUGUCUUCCCGUUCUCGCGCAUCGACAAGGCCCUCAAAUUCCUCAAGAAGCAGAUUCCACGUAUGGAGUGGAAAGGGCCCAGCGCUAUACCAGUUGUCCCGUUUGGACGGCUAUGGAACGAUGAGUUCGAUUUACGCCUACCAGGGCCUCUAUCAGACGAAGUAUCAAAGCACGCUGGCUAUGACUUUGUCAACCUUAUCAAGCGCUGCACUGUUCUCAAUUGCUGUUGGAUGGAGCAGAUGUCCGACCAGGGCAAUCUAGUCAACAGGUUUGGGGGUUAUAACUAA